Messenger RNA from Adineta steineri, 1797 nucleotides. Lineage: Eukaryota; Metazoa; Rotifera; Eurotatoria; Adinetida; Adinetidae. The record is from the annotation of a GenBank genome assembly.
AUGUCUACACAAAAUACGCGUAAAAUAUCUUCUAUAGUACGAUCAAUUGAAGUAAUCGAAAAUAAAGCAAAUACAAUUUAUACUGAAUAUACAACAUCUCAUGAUGAUAUUGAUCGAUUUCAAUCGAUUCUUAUCGAUGAUAAAAAUAUACAUCUGCAAAUGUUUUUUCAACAUCUUGAAAAAUUAUUAGAAGUUGAUUUAAAAAAUCGAAAAUCAUUAUUAAAUAAUAAACGAAAUUAUUGGGAUUUUUUCAUACAUGCACUUAAAGAAAGUAAAGGUUUAUAUGAUACAAUAUUAUAUGUACUCAAUAGUCAAGAAGUGAAAACUUCUAUUGGUCGUGGUCGUUUAUUUCUUCGUUUUUGUUUACAAAAUCAUCGUUUAGGUGAUGUUAUACAACAAAGUUUUAUGAUGAAUAAAGUUGUUAGUCAAUUUUAUCAUGAAGAAUGUUUCUGGACAAAAUCUGUGUAUAUAAAUCGUAUUGUUCAAGCAUUAUAUCAAUUAAAUGAUGUUCAAUUUGAUCUUCUUUCAACUUCACAAUAUCAACUUGAUGUUUGUUGGCCUACAACAGAAUCAAUUGAUAUUCGUCCAAAAAAUCUGUCUGAAUCUCUAUCAAGAUUACGUACGAAUAGUAUAUCAAGUUGUUUAUCAAUGGAUAGUAUAUCUUCACAAUCGAUAAUAUCAUCUUCUUUUCCUUUGACUUUAUCAUCACUUCAAAAUUUUGAAUCAUCAAUGCAUGAUGAUAGUUUAGCUUGUUCAAUUUCAUCUACUGAUGAAUAUCCAGAGAAUACUUUAAAUUAUUGGAAAGAACGUUGUCAUCAAUUAGAACUUCAAUUACAGACAAAUCCUCAUAAUUCAUUAUCGAAUGAUAUUGAAAUUCAAUGUUCAGUAGAUAAACAUGAUGCAAUGAGUCAAACAAUAGGAGAUGAUAGUAUAUCGAAGAAUGAAAUAGAAAAUUGGAAAAUUCAAAAUGAUGUAUUAAAAGAUGAAAUAAAUAAUCUCAAUUUUCAACUUUCUACUUUUAUAAUUCAACGUACAACGACUGAAAAUAAAAUGAAAGAUUCCGAACGUGAAAUAACGAAAUAUCAAACUCUAUUGGAAACGAAAGAUAAGGUUUAUAAUGAAUUACAACGUAAAUUUAAUGAACAUACCAGCCAUCUCAAAUCUAUUCAAGAACAACAUUCAGUUCAGUCAAAUCAACAAGAAAAACGACUGGAACAAUUGACAAAUGAACUUAAAAAGACAACACAAUUACUUGAAAAUGAACGAAUAUUAAUCGAAAAAGAACGAUCUGAACAUAAUCAAAUUCAAGAUCAACUUGAAGCUUCUAUACAAGAAAAAACACUUGAUUUUGAAGAAAUGAAACGUCGAUUAGUUAAAGCUGUUCGCGAAAAAGCUGAUUUAUUUAAUUCAAUUUAUUCGUAUGAAAUUAAACUUGAAGAAGAACAAUCUAGACAAUGGGUACAUGAAGAAGAUGUUUUAAAAUGUACAAAAUGUGAAACAACAUUUGGAUGGACUUUGAAAAAAUAUCGUUGUCGUCAUUGUCAAAAGAUAUUUUGUUAUUAUUGUUCAAAUCAUUGGCAACCAGGUUCAACACCAAAUACUCAACAUCGGCUGUGUGAUUUUUGUAAUGAAAAAUUUGUAAAAGAAUCAUUAAUGUCAAAUUAUACAAUGCUCGAUGAUCCAGAUAAUAAUAAUGAAACAAAAAAUGAUGUUGAUCUGAAAUUUGAAGUACGAUCUGAACGUUUAAACUCAACAACAAACGACAAUUCUCCAUUAUCUGAAGAUCAACAGAUAUAA